Messenger RNA from Daldinia vernicosa, 1662 nucleotides. RefSeq names its product pseudouridine synthase. Gene Ontology annotation, biological process: mRNA pseudouridine synthesis; tRNA pseudouridine synthesis. The record is from RefSeq and is a predicted model, not a curated record. Lineage: Eukaryota; Fungi; Ascomycota; Sordariomycetes; Xylariales; Hypoxylaceae. The transcript has a single exon. Gene Ontology annotation, cellular component: nucleus; cytoplasm. Gene Ontology annotation, molecular function: RNA binding; pseudouridine synthase activity. The coding region runs from base 1 to 1662 and encodes 553 amino acids.
AUGGAUAAGAGGGAUUAUACCUACGAUAGGUGGACCAAGAGUGCGCUUAUAAAGCGCAUUAAGGUGCUCGAGGCGAACCUCCUUCGCGCUGGCGAGCAUAAAUCAGAGGUGGCUCAAGAGUCUACCACGAGUGUAGUGACAGGAGAGGAUGCUACUAGUCCACCGAAGAAGAAGAAAGUAGGGCGCAAAAUCGACCCUUCGAAAUACUCAACACGGCUUGUGGCGUUUAAACUGGCGUACUUGGGUAAGCGAUACGGCGGCUUCGAGUAUGCGUCGAGUGCCAACCUACCAUCUAUCGAGGAAGAGCUUUGGAAAGCUUUUGUCAAGGCGUGCUUGAUCUUCCCUGAGAACCCCGACGAAGUCAACUGGGACUCUUGGGAGUACUCCAAGUGCGGACGUACCGACCGUGGCGUCAGCGCGUUCGGCCAGGUCAUUGCGGUUCGGGUCAGAAGUAAUCGGCCACUCCCUAAAAAGGAGCAACCGACGGAAGCUGGUCAAGUAGACGAAAAUGGAGAGGCAGCAGAACUGGACGCAGCAGCCGAGGAGACAAAGGAGAAGUGGGAGUUCGACGACUUCACGGACGAGCUACCUUACUGCAGGCUUCUGAACAAACUCCUGCCCCCUGAUAUCAGGAUGCUCGCGUGGUGCCCCACGACCCCAGCCGACUUCUCUGCGAGGCACGAUUGCAGGGAGAGACAGUAUAGAUAUUUCUUCACCCAGCCAGCGUUCGCACCGAUACCGCAGAGCUUCGAGAACCCAGAUAACUCGUCCAAAAGGGUGAAAGGAGGUUGGCUCGACAUCGAGGCUAUGCGACAAGCGGCUAAGAAGUUUGAGGGCCUCCAUGACUUUCGAAACUUUUGCAGAGUCGACCAGAGCAAAAUCAAUAUUAACUUUGAGCGGAGAGUAUUCGAGAGCGACAUAGUAGAGGUGAAAGACGCGGAGACCGCACUACCAUUUUUAGAUCGCGAAGAGUUCAGGCCUUCAGGCAUGGACUUACCGGAGAAGCUACCCAAGGUAUACUAUUUUCACGUACGAGGGACCGCGUUUCUAUGGCAUCAGAUCCGAUGCAUGGUAGCGAUUAUCUUCACGGUUGGUCAGGGCUUAGAAGAUCCCUCGAUAGUAGACAAACUCCUCUAUUUCGAGGCGGAACCGCGAAGACCUAACUAUCAGCUUGCGGACGAAGUGCCACUGGUACUUUGGGAUUGUAUAUUCCCCAGGCCAGAGAAGCCCGAGAACGCGCUUGAAUGGGUGCACAUUGGAGAGGAGAGCCCUGGAAAUCAGCACGGGACAGGCGGCCUCUUAAAUUCUAUGUGGGAAUACUGGCGCGAACGGAAGAUGGACGAGCUAUUGGCGGGCCAACUAUUGAACAUAAUAUCCUCCCAGGCGGAUAUCAGCCUCCGCAAGGAUCCAAAGGCACCAUUACAUAUUCCAGCCACGACAAGAACGUUUGAGGGCGGCGACAGAGAGCGUCUGGUGGGCAAAUAUCAACCUCUUCUGCAGAAGCCCAGGCUCCCGUCACCGGCGGAAGUCUUCGAUCGGGAGGCGAGGAGAAAGGGUUUCGCAGACGCGGCGGAGAUGAGGGAGGCGUGGUCGAAAAGGAGAGAGGAAGCAGCAGGCGAUCUACCACCUAAAGAACUUUUACUAGAGGAGGGAACGGAAUAA